AUGAGACCGGGCGGCGGAGACCAGCAGGGCGGCGGCGACGGCACGACGCCGCGGUCCGCGGCGGCCGGGCGGGCCAUGGUGGAGCUGCAGGCCAACGCGUCGGCGGCGGCGGCGGGCGGCGCCAUGGUGGUGGGGCUCAGCCCGCUCAGCGAGACGCUGUGGCGGGACAGCAAGGCGCUGCCCCCCGGCGCCGGCCCCGCCGCGCUCAUCGGCGACGUGUCAGCCAGGCUCACCUGGAAGGACCUCUGCGUCACCGUGGCGCUGGGCCCCGGCAAGACGCAGACGGUGCUGGACGAGCUCACCGGGUACGCCGAGCCCGGCUCGCUCACCGCGCUCAUGGGGCCCUCGGGCUCCGGCAAAUCCACGCUCCUCGACGCCCUCGCCGGCCGCCUCGCCGCCAACGCCUUCCUCUCCGGCAACGUGCUCCUCAACGGCCGCAAGGCCAAGCUCUCCUUCGGCGCCGCGGCGUACGUGACGCAGGACGACAACCUGAUCGGGACGCUGACGGUGCGGGAGACGAUCGGCUACUCGGCGCUGCUGCGGCUGCCGGACAAGAUGCCGCGGGAGGACAAGCGCGCGCUCGUGGAGGGCACCAUCAUCGAGAUGGGCCUCCAGGACUGCGCCGACACCGUCAUCGGCAACUGGCACCUCCGCGGGGUCAGCGGCGGCGAGAAGCGCCGCGUCAGCAUCGCGCUCGAGCUCCUCAUGCGCCCGCGCCUCCUCUUCCUCGACGAGCCCACCAGCGGCCUCGACAGCUCGUCUGCGUUCUUUGUCACGCAGACGCUGAGGGGCCUGGCCAGGGAUGGCAGGACAGUGAUUGCCUCCAUCCACCAGCCCAGCAGUGAGGUGUUCGAGUUGUUCGACAUGCUCUUCCUGCUGUCCAGUGGCAAAACCGUCUACUUCGGCCAAGCAUCCCAAGCAUGUGAGUUCUUUGCUUCAGCCGGUUUCCCUUGCCCGCCUCUGAGGAAUCCGUCUGACCAUUUCCUGAGGUGCGUCAACUCUGACUUCGACAAGGUGAAGGCCACCCUCAAAGGAUCAAUGAAAGCAAGGAUUGAGAGGUCUGACGACCCCCUGGAUAGGAUGACCACAUCAGAAGCCAUCAGGAAGUUGAUUGCAUCAUACAGCAGGUCCCAGUAUUACUACGCCGCAAGGGAGAAAGUCAAUGAUAUCUCGCGAAUAAAAGGAACGGUGCUGGAUUCAGGCGGCAGCCAGGCCAGCUUCCUGAUGCAGGCUUGCACCCUGACCAAGCGUUCAUUCAUCAACAUGUCACGGGACUUUGGGUAUUACUGGCUCAGGCUCCUGAUCUAUCUCCUUGUGACCGUUUGCAUCGGCACAAUAUACCUGGACGUCGGCACCAAAUACACAUCCAUCCUGGCCAGGGCUGCCUGUUCUGCGUUCGUCUUUGGGUUCGUCACAUUCAUGUCCAUUGGAGGGUUCCCUUCAUUUGUCGAAGAAAUGAAGGUUUUCCAGCGGGAACGGCUCAAUGGGCACUAUGGUGUUGCAUCGUUUGUCAUCAGCAACACUAUCUCAGCAACGCCGUUCCUGAUUCUAAUAUGCUUCUUGUCGGGAACCAUAUGUUACUUUAUGGUGCGCCUUCAUCCUGGUUUUGAACACUACAUCUUUUUCGUGUUGAACCUCUACGCCAGUGUCACCGUGGUGGAAAGCUUAAUGAUGGCAAUUGCCAGUGUCAUUCCCAAUUUUCUCAUGGGUAUCAUCAUAGGAGCUGGAAUUCAGGGAAUAUUUAUGCUGGUCUCGGGAUACUUCAGACUUCCGUAUGACAUCCCAAAGCCAUUUUGGAGAUACCCCAUGCAGUACAUCAGCUUCCAUUACUGGGCACUGCAGGGCCAAUGCCAGAAUGACAUGAAAGGCCUCGUAUUUGACAACCAGUACCCGGAUCAACCCAAAAUCCCUGGUGACUUCAUCCUGAAGUACAUCUUCCAGAUCAAUGUGGAUCGGUCCAAGUGGAUUGAUCUGUCGGUUAUCUUCAGCAUGAUCUUCAUCUACCGCAUCCUGUUCUUCCUCAUGAUCAAGAUCAACGAGGACGUGCUGCCAUGGAUCCGUGGCCACGUCGCCAGGAAAAGGAUGCAGAACAAAGGCCCAAGCGCCACCUUCGGCAAGACACCCUCCCUACGAGGCUAUGUUGUUGAUCCAGAGCUUGGCUCCAACGAGGGCUAGAGGAUAAAGCUGUUGUUUUGGGUGGUAGCAGGAAUAGGGCAUUUCUCCCCCAGCUCUUGGUGUUAUAUUGUACGUAUUUAAGAUGAGGAACUGGUAUCAUACGUUUUGGAACUGAAGCUAAUUUGGGUACAGGUAUACAUACAUGUAAUGUGAGCAAAGUGGCAUCGGAAAAAUGCAGAGUGACACAUAACUGAUUGUUCAGGAUUUAUUGGCUCCUUUUGAAAACAGAUGAAGAAAUGGUUGGCGCCAACAACGCCAGUCUCA
This is a messenger RNA of Setaria italica (foxtail millet), 2439 nucleotides long. Its product is annotated as ABC transporter G family member 11. The coding region runs from base 1 to 2175 and encodes 724 amino acids. Gene Ontology annotation, cellular component: membrane. The transcript is spliced from 10 exons. The record is from RefSeq and is a predicted model, not a curated record. Gene Ontology annotation, molecular function: ABC-type transporter activity; ATP binding; ATP hydrolysis activity. NCBI's taxonomy places the organism in Eukaryota, Viridiplantae, Streptophyta, Magnoliopsida, Poales, Poaceae.